This is a messenger RNA of Sipha flava (yellow sugarcane aphid), 528 nucleotides long. RefSeq names its product death-associated protein-like 1-A. Gene Ontology annotation, molecular function: death domain binding. The record is from RefSeq and is a predicted model, not a curated record. Lineage: Eukaryota; Metazoa; Arthropoda; Insecta; Hemiptera; Aphididae. Bases 45 to 353 code for a protein of 102 amino acids. Gene Ontology annotation, biological process: cellular response to amino acid starvation; negative regulation of autophagy; apoptotic signaling pathway. The transcript has 3 exons.
CCAGUCGAAUUUUUGUUCAGAGUUUUUGUAGCAUUUGCGUCGAAAUGGAAAACGAAGGCAAAUUGAAAGGUGGACAUGCGCAAGCAGUCAAAGCUGGUGGAAUGCGCAUUGUGCAACAUAAGAACACAUUUGUUGACAAAGAUAAAAAUGGGGCUUCUGCAGCUGCUGCUGACGAAGCUAAUUCAGUUUUAAAAGUCUCGACAAGCCCACCGAAACAGACUGUGGUACCGGUUCAUGCUCACAAUGACUAUCCGACCGAGGCAGUUCAGAAAACUCAUGACAAGCCAAUGCCAAGUCAUGACAUGAGACAACACUUUUGCCCAAAGCCAAGUAUCCAUCAACCUCGCAAAUAAAUACUCAUAGAGAUUCUUAUUACACAAGACUGGACUUGGAUAUGUGUUAUAUGGAUCCCAUUAACAUAUAUCCCAUAUUACAAAUAAGAAUGAUUUAGGUUUAAAUUGCAUUUAUUUUUUAUUUAACAUUCAUUAUCAGAUUCUAUUUAAUAUAGAUUACAUUUUUGAAUGUUUA